Theileria equi strain WA is the source of this 1524-nucleotide messenger RNA. RefSeq lists its product as hypothetical. The transcript has 4 exons. The coding region runs from base 1 to 1524 and encodes 507 amino acids. Gene Ontology annotation, biological process: endonucleolytic cleavage in ITS1 to separate SSU-rRNA from 5.8S rRNA and LSU-rRNA from tricistronic rRNA transcript (SSU-rRNA, 5.8S rRNA, LSU-rRNA). The record is from RefSeq and is a predicted model, not a curated record. Gene Ontology annotation, cellular component: 90S preribosome; nucleolus. NCBI's taxonomy places the organism in Eukaryota, Apicomplexa, Aconoidasida, Piroplasmida, Theileriidae.
AUGGAUAUUGCAGAAAUCGAUUCAAGUGAUUAUUCAGAGGAUGACAGUGCUGUAUUGUUAACGGAAAAAGUUGAAGACAACAUCUUUAAGACCCUCUUAAAAAUUAAAAACAAAGAUCCAGAUAUAUACAAUAAUGAACAUGUCUUCUUUAAUGACUCUGAUUUUGAUGCUGCGGAAGAUAAUGAUUCCAACAAAAAAGAAAAACCCUAUACUUAUGGCGAUAUGUUGCGCGAAACUCUUAUAGCUGAAGGAUCAGACUUUCUUCAGAAGGAUGAAUCGAGCUUUGAAAAACAAACCUCGUACAAUGAUGAACAGGAAAUGCUUAAAAAGGAAUUUUUGGCCGCUUCAAAAGAUCUAGACUCGGAUGACGAUUUUUUUGUUAAAAGUAAUGAUGCAAAUAUACCAGAAAUCCAACCUCUACCAGCUUCCAAAGAAAGACAAUUAAAUAUUCGAGAACAUGAUUUGAUAUCAAAAUUUUGGUCAUCUGAGAAACUUGAUGAAAACGAAGAGUUUCUUAAGGAUUACAUAUUGAACCAACGAUGGAGAGAAGAUCGUAUUGAUAAUUUUACGUAUUUGGAUUCAUCUAAACAACUUGAUAUGGUGGAUGAAGAAUAUUUGGAAAAGGCUGAGGAAUUUGAACACAAGUAUAACUAUAGGUUCGAAGAAGAGGACGGAUCAAAGAUUAUCACAUAUCCACGUAACAUUGAGGACUCACUUAGAAAAGUGGACACAAGAAGACGUGACAAACGUUUGGAACGAAAACAAAGACGUCUGGAGGCAAAAAUUCAAAAGGACGAAGAGAUUAAGAGACUAAAAAACAUCGACAAACUAAGGCGAUUGCAAGAUAUAGGAGAUAUGGCUGGUGUAAAACUAGAUGAAAAUAUUAUAGAUUUAGAUGCACCUUUUAAUCCUGAACAACACGAAAGAGAUAUGAAGAGAAUUUUGGGAAUAGGAUAUGAUCGUGAUGAGAAAGAUGACUAUGGUUCUGAGGAGGAUCCAGAACUUUGGUGGUUGUGUGACCAUUGCAACAAGGGAAUUCAGGUAGGACAUAUGCAUUUCGACUGCAAAAUUUGCGAAAACUACACACUUUGUAACAGUUGCUUGGAUAUAGCAAAUCAUGAACAUAAAGAUAUGACUCCAAAGAAAGUUCCUUUAAUUUGUGCUCCACCAGAUGAUGAUUCAGAAACAGCAGAUUGUUACAGGUUUGAUUAUGAAGAUAUAGUAGGCGAUAUGCCUGUAAGAUUCAAGUAUCGCAAAGUUGACCCGAUCAAUUGUGAUAUAAGAACUGUUUUAGAAAAGACUGAUAAAGAAUUAAAUUCUAUUAUGCCGCUGCAUAAAUUAAUUGCUUAUGAUGUUCCAGGGGUGACAGAAAGGUGGCAUAAAAAGACUAGGGAGAAUGCAGUUAAAAAAAGUAAAUUCAGUAGAAUAGAUCGUAGGAUGACAAAAUACAAUGUCAACAGAGAUAGAUUAGAAGCAUUCGGGUUAUCUUACAAUCAAAAACCAAAGAAAAAACUUAAAACUUAG